Rhopilema esculentum is the source of this 1895-nucleotide messenger RNA. RefSeq lists its product as uncharacterized. Gene Ontology annotation, molecular function: Wnt receptor activity; Wnt-protein binding. The record is from RefSeq and is a predicted model, not a curated record. Gene Ontology annotation, cellular component: plasma membrane. Lineage: Eukaryota; Metazoa; Cnidaria; Scyphozoa; Rhizostomeae; Rhizostomatidae. Gene Ontology annotation, biological process: canonical Wnt signaling pathway; non-canonical Wnt signaling pathway.
AUCAGUUUGUCAACACAACGUACCGCAUUCGUCAGAUCCAAUUGUUGCUUGCGUUUUCGUACGAAGACUACAUCAAGAAGUAGAGGAUAGUAAACCUCUCAAACUGCGAAUAUAAAAGCUCCUGAAGUGGAAGAAUAACGAUGUGGUGGAUGUACAUUCUUGCUUUGGUUGCUUUUGGGUCCACGUUUGCGGAGAGUGAUUUCGGCAGACAGAAAUGCGAACCUGUAACAAUUCCGUUGUGUAAAGACGUCGGAACCCAGAUGGGGAAUGCGACCAUGUAUAACAUGACAACGUAUCCCAACUCACUUUCGCACCGGAAUCAAGAGGAAGCAGGUUUGGAGGUCCACAGUUUUUUUCCAUUGGUUAAAGUCGAAUGCUCGAAAUACCUUGGAUUGUUUCUCUGCAGUGUCUACGCGCCAGUUUGCUCGCGGACGUUGGUGCUACCAUGUAGAUCACUUUGCGAAGCAGCACGAAACGGUUGCAUUGGCAUAAUGAACAAAUUUGGAUUCGUUUGGCCUGAUUCACUAAAAUGCGAAAGAUUCCCAAAAGAAGGAGAGAAACUUUGCAUUCGUGCACCUAUAGCAAAAAAAGAGAAAAAUUGCACUGAAUGCAUUGGGAACUCUCCAGCAACAAUGAAACAACUUUGUCAAGAUCAUGACUUGGUUUUCAUCGGAAAAGUAAUGAACAUGCGUGGGUCCAAAAGAAUUAAAUUCCAAAUAAGAGAAGAAAUAAAGAAAGCAAAAAACCUUGGAAAGGCCAUGAAAAAGAGAUUGCGUCUCAAGAAAAUGACGGUUAAAGUUAACACCCCAAAAAACGUGUGCAAAAACUGUGGAGCUUUUCUGGACAAAAAAGAGUAUGUUGUUUUUGUCAACAUAAAGAAGGGGAAAAAGGCUAUCUACAGUCAACCUGGAUCUAUCUCAUAUACUGCUGGAAUGAAAGUCUGUUGAGCAGUGUCGAAGAUCCAUUUCAUUUGAACAGUUAAAAGCUUGUACUGAUGGAUAGGUUCUUAGACGAUUAAUGAUAAAUUACCCCUAGAGGUGGCCAUUUUUAAGCGUAUGAUAUUAAGAUCCAUCCCCAUGUAUUCAUGUAGCCUCGUGUUAUAGUUUAUAUUGAAUAUCACGUAAAUGCCGAUCAUGCUCCUGGCAGUUCUUUUAUGUUAUCCAAAGUAGCAUCUUUGAUGAAGAUCUUUUAUUAGAAUUUGAUAAAGAGAAACAGCAUUAUUAUUUUCUUUUUGUAUUUGAUUAAUGAAUAUUUUUGAUCAUUCAAAUUGUACCGCUGACCUGGCAGUUUAGACGCGUGCCCCGUUUUGCUCGAGACCACGACGCACGAUAAAUUACGGGCAUGUAGCUCUUACCCAAACCGUGGCAAAAAAUAUGCUCUCGAGCAAAUCUCCUUGUGAGGCAAAUCAAACCUGCCCUUAAAACAUUAUCUUUGAAUUAUUUAUGGGUUGGUGAGGAGCAGUAGCGUAGCGAGGGGGAGGCAAGAGGGGGAGGCAAGAGGGGGCUGAUGCUACCCCUCAAUGGGCGUUUUUUGGUGUUCCGAAGGGUGUUGACCCCCAUUAUUCCCUUGCUUUCAGCAGUAGUUCAAUGCUAUCAAAAUAACAAGAGGGCAAAAGUAGAAAUUGGCUAGUUUUCGGUUUUAACAACGGGGGCUUGAGCACUGCACCCCUUCGAAAAGAGAAUUCAUUCUAUUGAAAACGUUCGUGUAACAAAGUGCGUUUAAUACAGUAUACCUCUACGAUAUCUCACUAUCGGGUUUCGUAGAUGCAUAAGAUAAAUAUUUUCUUUUAAUUUUUAUACAGAGCAAAGAGAAAUAGUUUUUAUAAUGAGUAACUUUUGCUGGACGUUUGAUGAUAAAGAAUGUAUUUUUAAUAUUAUGAUGCUUAUGCAAGCUCG